Molecule: messenger RNA, 1218 nt
Organism: Aspergillus ibericus CBS 121593
Lineage: Eukaryota; Fungi; Ascomycota; Eurotiomycetes; Eurotiales; Aspergillaceae
Exons: 4
Coding region: 260-1153 (297 amino acids)
Source: RefSeq, a predicted model, not a curated record
CGCGACAACGAUGCGAAUGCAAUCUGUCAGAUACACGAGGGGCAUGCCGCCCUUGGGAGAUAACCAUCAUCAAUACUUUCGAUGAUGGAGAGUACUCAUGAGGACCAAGGACCAACCCUAACAAUUGUCAGCACAGUCUUCGUAGUGCUGGCCACUUUCGCUGUUAUCGGGCGGCUUUGUGCGAGACGGCUCAGACACCUACGUCUUGGGCCGGAUGAUUGGAUCAUUUCCUUUUCCUUGGCUUGCGACUGGGCAAUGUAUGGAUUAUUCGUGGGGUGUGAGUAGCCAUAAUGGACUGGGCAAGCAUAUCGAUGACGUCCCAACCGACAACAUCGCAGGGAUAGUUGAGCUCCUCUAUGUUUUCCAAAUCUUCUAUGUCCUCGGACCAGCAAGCGUGAAACUAUCACUUUUAUUCCUCUACCGACGCGUCUUCGAGCGUUCCAAGUUCCUUCGCUUAGUAUACGGCAUGAUGGGCUUGAUUGUUGUAUUCGGCAUCGUCGUGACCUUCAUGGCGAUUUUCAACUGCACUCCGAUCAGCGCCUUUUGGACGAGCAAGGGAAAAUGCUUCGACUUCAAAUUUUUCGCGCUUGGAUAUGCCGUGGUCAACAUCGUCACGGACCUCGCUAUCUGGUUGAUGCCUAUUCCUAUUGUCUGGAAGAUUCAGAUGCCGAUUCAGCAGAAGAUAGCUCUAUCUUUCAUCUUUGCGUUGGGGUUAUUUGAUUGCGGAGCUGCCGUGGCUCGCCUAUGUCUCUCGAUGCUUAUCUUGGACAACUCUGACAUAACGUGGGAUUAUGCUCCGGGAUUUAUGUGGUCCAUCAUUGAGGUAUCAAUCGGCAUCCUCUGCACCUGUCUUCCCACAAUGCGAGUAAUUCUCGAAGCAGUAUUCAACCGCAAAACUGCGAGGAAAUUUGGGUUGUGCAGCGAUACCAACAGUGACCAGCGCGUGAGCGAUGUAGCGUGGCCGAGGUCGAAUGAUUACGAUGAAUUUGCGGAUCAAGGGCGGAGAAAGGGCUCUAAUCAUAUCAAUAGAGACUUGACUGGGUUGCAGGAUCUAGAAUGGGACGGUGAGUCGCAGAGAGGUUUAGUGGGAUGUGAGGAGCUCAAUGAUGAACUUCAGCCACCGAGGGCACCGCGAUUAUCGAGGAGCACUUGAUUCUAUAGUCUUAAUGAAUCUAGUGGAUUAAACCAUAUAAUACUGAAUUGAUUAAUUCAAAUGAG